This is a messenger RNA of Eucalyptus grandis, 1020 nucleotides long. Its product is annotated as major strawberry allergen Fra a 1.06. The record is from RefSeq and is a predicted model, not a curated record. Lineage: Eukaryota; Viridiplantae; Streptophyta; Magnoliopsida; Myrtales; Myrtaceae. Gene Ontology annotation, molecular function: protein phosphatase inhibitor activity; signaling receptor activity; abscisic acid binding. Gene Ontology annotation, cellular component: nucleus; cytoplasm. The transcript has 2 exons. Gene Ontology annotation, biological process: defense response; abscisic acid-activated signaling pathway. The coding region runs from base 200 to 682 and encodes 160 amino acids.
AUGGAGUGCUCUAAACUCUAAACGCCAACGUGACGGCCUAAAAGCUGAGUCUCCUGUCAAGAGUCUAUUAAAGCACCCCGGUUCUUCAUCUUCUGCAUCAAACUCAAGCUCUUGCACUAGUAAGAAGCGCUCACACAUAUUCCUUCAUAUUCUCUCCAAAUCUCUUGUUCAGUUCUCUUUCCCCUCCUAAGAAAAAAACAUGGGUGUCACCACAUAUACCCAAGAAUUCACAACCCCCAUUGCUCCAUCAAGAAUGUUCAAGGCUUUGAUCGUUGAUUCUCACAACCUAAUUCCCAAGAUUGCCCCUCAAGGUAUUAAGAGCAUCGAGUUUGUUGAAGGAGAUGGAGGAGCCGGAAGCAUCAAGGUCACCAACUUUGCUGAAGGUGGCCACUUGAAGUCCGUGAAGCACAAGAUUGAUGCUCUCGAUACCGAGAACCUAGUCUGUAAGUAUACUUUGAUCGAAGGUGAUGUGAUCUUUGACAAGAUCGAAUCUGUUGUCUACGAGGUUCAAUUCUUGCCUUCGGGCGAUGGUGGAUGUGUCUGUAAGAUGACUAGUGAGUACCACACUAAGGGUGAUGUGGAGCUCAAGGAAGAAGAUAUCAAACAGGGUAAAGAAAAGGCUAUGGGACUCUACAAAGUUGUUGAGGAGUACUUGUUGGCAAACCCUGACAUCUAUGCGUAAAUCGCAACUUCUUCCUGUGCCGUUUCCAUCAUGCGUCAGCUUGCUUAAUUUUCCUUUUUCUGUCACGAUAAGGGAUAUGCAAGUGUUUGUACUGUAAUUAUGAGUGUGAUUGAAUAAGUCUCCAUAGAACCGGUUGAUGUUCCACGGGUAAAAUCGAUGUAAUAUCGGAUCGGAGUGGAGAGUUUUCUUGGUUGACUGGCUCUUCACGUUUUCAUUUUCAUGUUUUUUAUCCUAUGAGAAAAUGAUGUGACCGUAUAAUAUCAUUUUCCAAAAGUUUGAGAUCUUUUCGAAGAAGUGGUGGGAGAUCAUCUAAUAAAUUAUUCACAAGAUAUCCUUCA